Molecule: messenger RNA, 1051 nt
Organism: Centruroides sculpturatus (bark scorpion)
Lineage: Eukaryota; Metazoa; Arthropoda; Arachnida; Scorpiones; Buthidae
Exons: 3
Coding region: 312-932 (206 amino acids)
Source: RefSeq, a predicted model, not a curated record
AGUUGUAAUUUAAUCAGGUUAAGACAUUUUAAUUUUUACUUUGACUUAUGACCCAUUUUCUGAGUUUUAGGUCGCAUUGAGAAAAAAUAUUGUUACGUCGAUACUUUGAUCUAGAAUAUACGUAUUGAAGUUGCUUUUUCAUUUAUUUUGUUUUAUUUGCUCAUAAAGGUUUUCAUUGGGUUUGGUUAUAAUUUGGUCUACGUUACUUUAAAUUUAAUCUGUGUAAAUGUGAUGUUAUACAUGAACUUUAAACUUUAUAGUUAUUGUUUGCGAAGGUUGUUUCGAAUUAAAACUAAGUAGGUCUGCCGAAGAUGGGAAGAAAAUUAACGACUUCUUUAUCUGAUGGAACGUUGGCAGUUUCUUCUCUGUUAGCAGCUUGGAGAUUACAUGAAUCAUCUGCAAAUUGGCAUCUCCAUUUUUUUUCAUCCACUCUGAAACUGGAAGAAACACCAUUAUUUGGUAUAAGCUGUUUCUUACUCAUUGCCGUUGCUGCUUUUUUGGGAACAAUUCGUUUUAGUUUUUCAUCUCCACCUAAUAAAUUAAUCUCCCUUCAUAAAAAGACAACAUGGUGGGUUUCCAUUGCUGGAUUUUCAUUGCUGGCAGCCAAUUUUAAUUUUGUAUAUAACAAAGCCAUGAUUGGCUGGAUUCAUGUGCUUAGUAUUUUUGUAAUUGUCUUUGCUCUCAAAACUUUACCAAAUAAGCUUAGCAAAGUUCUUACUCAGAUUCAGCAAGUCACAUCCUUUGUGUCUGUUGGUGGAUUGUGUGUUACCCAUUAUAAUUGGCAGGGUGCUGUUGGCAUUCACAUAAUUCCAGUUGCUGCAAUAAUAGUAGGCACAGAAGGUAAGGUACUGGGUAUGCCAGCAGUUGAUGUAUUUCAUUAUAUGAUAAGUUGUAGUGUAUAUUUAUUGUCUCGUGCAUUGAUUAUCAUUUAGUUUCUGUAUCAAUGAUUCAGAAUAAUUCUAUCAUAAAAACAGAUUAAUUAACAACAUAAAUAAACAGUAUUGUUAUUUUGAAUAUGAUUGAAGUAAUAUUUUUAAAAAGCAUUCUGAGA